CCACACCUUACCAAAAGAGACAGAAUUUUUCAUAGUUCACGACGAUGAGAAAUUCCAAGUGUCUUUUAAACCCAAUAUGAAUAGCCCCAAUCAGCUGGUGUAUUGCAGACAUACUUUUCGAGACCCAAACUUCCAACGCUCGAAAAUGAACAACAAAAAGAUGAGUGACUUGAAAUUUUAUCAUGUUCAUUGGAACGAAUUUAUUGCCCUGUCUUAUGAUAAUCUACAAAUUUCAGGCAUUUGCAAGACAUGGGCACCUUUGGAAAAAAAAAUCAGUGAGCUGUUGUGGUUUGGUUAUGCCAUUAGGCACAUCAUUAAUUUGCUACCAAUAGCGAUAACAGCUGCUGGAUUGAUCUUACUAGCAGCUUUCCAACAUCAUUCUAUUUCGUGCCCCUGCAGUUGAGAGCCUGUGAUGGAGUCUGGUCAUGCUAUGCGUGGUUCCAAUGCUGAACUGCUUCAAGGUCCUCUUCUUCAAAGAAAGUGGUUGAACCACUGCUACUGGCACUGCAAUGAAUACACAAGUUUCAGACGGCGAUCUGGAUGGGUGAGCCAGAGGAGACGCUGCAACGAGAGUCAACCAAGUGAGAAGGUUGCAUCUUGGGACGGCUACAAGCCUUGGGACGGCUACAAGCCUUGGGACGGCUGCAUCAUUGGGCCUCAAGCAGCAGUUUGGGUCUCGUGUCCUCUCUUUCUUCAGACCACAGUUCCUGUGUCCACACUCUCUUCAAGCAUAAGUUGCAUCUUGGGAAGGCUGCAUCAUUCGACCUCAAGCAGCAGUUUGGGUCUCGUGUCCUCUCAUUCUUCAGACCACAGUUCCUGUGUCCACACUCUCUUCAAGCUGCAAUUGCAUCUUGGGAAGGCUGCAUCAUUCGACCUCAAGCAGCAGUUUGGGUCUCGUGUCCUCUCAUUCUUCAGACCACAGUUCCUGUGUCCACACUCUCUUCAAGCUGCAGUGAACUAA
Messenger RNA from Thrips palmi, 961 nucleotides. RefSeq lists its product as uncharacterized. The record is from RefSeq and is a predicted model, not a curated record. Lineage: Eukaryota; Metazoa; Arthropoda; Insecta; Thysanoptera; Thripidae. The transcript has 7 exons. The coding region runs from base 413 to 961 and encodes 182 amino acids.